Molecule: messenger RNA, 1113 nt
Organism: Closterium sp. NIES-65
Lineage: Eukaryota; Viridiplantae; Streptophyta; Zygnematophyceae; Desmidiales; Closteriaceae
Source: the annotation of a GenBank genome assembly
AUGGGCUUCGCUGGCGACGCCGUCGUCGUCGCAGCGGGGCGGCCGUCGCAAAGCAGCACGUUCGAGUGCGACGAGUCGCAGACCGCCAGCCACUGCGCCAUCCACACGCUGAGCAAGGCUCGCCUCCACCUGGCGGAGGCCAUGGCUCUCGCGCGCCACUGGGGGCGCACGCUCGUGCUGCCACGUGUCUGCAGCAGCCACAUCGGCGGCAACAACCUGCCACGUGGCAUGAUCCCCGCGUGCGCAUACUUUGACAUGGUGGGAGCUGAUGGGGCGGUUUGUGCCGUGGGUGCGCGAGGAGUAUCUCUGGUGCCCGCUUGGGAGGGGCGCGGGGGAGCGAGCUCCGGGGAAAGGGAAAUGCUCGCUCACUUCCAGGGUCACGAGUAUCAGGAGAGCUCAUGCAGGCAGCAGGGCAACGCAUCUUCAGGGAGAAGCAAGCACCCAUCCCAGCUGCUCCUGCCCUCACCAUCCGGUUUCUUUCUCAGUGCUUUGUGCUUCUGCUUCUCCCCAAACAGCUUGUCCCCUCACCUGGCUGUUCUCCUUGCUUGCUCCAACUCCCCCUCUGCUAUUUGGCAGCCACAGUCGUACCAAUCUGCUCUGAAAUGCACAGCUGCUGUUCCUAGCUUGCUCCAACUCCCCCACUACAGUAGCGUGGGUGAGUCUGUGCCUGUGCCUGUCCCUGUGCCUGCACAUGCCUCUGCUAUGCACGGUGCGCACAGCAACGAGCGGCUGGGCAGCAACAUGGAUGGGGAUCUGCAUAACCUGCAUGGGGACGAGGCAUUGCAGCUCCUGCACCUGCACCUCACGCUCCUGCAAACCCUACCCAUCCGCUCCCUGCUCACAUCGUCCCAUACUCCUCUUCCCUCCUCGCUUCAUCGCAUCGUUUCUGCCCCUCGCGUCAUCCCAUGCCACUCUCCCCUUGCCUUUCCUCCCUCAUAUCGCUUUGCGGCGUAUCGACACCCCACAGCACCCCUCUCCACCCCUCCGUCUCUCCAGUCUCUCUGCAUCUUCUCUUCUCACGCCUCUCUCUGGUCCGUUCCCUUCCCAAGCUCGUUCAUGCUGUGCCAGGAAACCUUUUCCCACAGACUUGGCGUGUGGGGGGGUGGUGCUUGA